AUGGGGCGUAAGUUGUGUGACCGGCCUCUUGCAAUGCUGCGCCUUCCACGGAAUUUUGGCCCAUGUCGAACAUCGGAAGCUUUGAUGGCUCUGUCAAUACCAGCCAGCGGCCAGUGGGACGGCAACGAUGGGAAAUGGUCGACUGUGCUACUGAAUAUUGGCUCGCCAGCUCAACAAGUCAGGCUGCUUCCAGGCACAUCCGCGACCUCCUCAACCGAGGUAUGGGCCGUGCUCGAAGAAGGCUGCACUUUGGCCAACCCAAACAUGACCGAAUGCUUCUACUCACGUGGCAAUACGUUUGCAAGAAACGAGUCCAGCUCUUGGUCGACAAGUCGGCUUGCGAAUGGCGGGCUUUUCGAACUUCUCAUGAUAUCAGAAGCCGAACUUGGCCUGGAAGGGAAUGCAUACUUCGGGUUCGACACUAUGAGCUUUAACACCAGCAGUGGCGACAGUGUGGAGAUGUCCGACCAACUGGUAGCUGGAAUCGCGACGAACGACUUUUGGCUGGGAUUCUUUCCGCUGAGUCCAAUAGGUAUGAACUUCACGGAUAUGGAUCAGUCGGUACCAAGCUUGUUGGCAUCCCUCGUCGACCAGGCACGCAUCCCAAGUCGAUCAUGGGCGUACUCAGCUGGUGCAUAUUACCAAGAUCCGCCAGCGUAUGUCUCACUGACUUUGGGAGGAUUUGACGAGCUGAAGAUUGGAGGCCGGUCGCUCGAGGUGCCGUUUGGAGCUGAUCAGUCUCGAGACUUGGUUGUAUGGCUGAAUUCAAUCACAUACGAUACGUACGGAAGCUCGGCGCUCCUGACUCAGGGGGUAUACAUGUUUCUCGAUUCUCUGGUCCCUCAUCUUUGGUUGCCGCCCGCGGUGUGUCAGCGCUUUGAACAAGCGUUCAACCUCACCUGGAACAACGAUACCGAGCUCUAUUUGCUCGAUGAAACAGUACACACUGCACUUCUCGAGCAGAACCCAACUUUUACAUUCUCGCUGAGCGAGUCGGAGGAUCAGAAGGAUCAGAUCACCAUAACGAUUCCAUACGCGGCCUUCGACUUUAACGUCAGCGCUCCGGCGGUCAACAAUGUAUCUCGAUACUUCCCACUGAAAAGAGCUGCGGACGACAGCCAGUAUAUCCUUGGCAGAGUCUUUCUGCAAGAAGCCUCUGCCACCCAGAUUAUCGACAUUGAGCCACCGGCUAGUGCUUCGAACAGCACGGAUGAAGCUAGGACUGAUGAAGGGCCUGCUAAACAACUCUCGCCUGGUGCCAUAGCUGGGGUCGUCCUCGGGGGGAUCGUGCUGCUUGGAAUCGCGUUAAUGCUCUUCUUCUGGCGCCAAAAGCGACAGAACCGAGGUGCUCAGGCCACUACUUCUGAAGUAAUAGAGGAUGAUGCUGCUCAUUCGAUGAAAAGAGCCGGAAGUGAGAACUUCCUGUCCGAGUUGGCUGUGCAUGAGCAAGCCGUCCACGAAGCAGGUUGCGAGUUUGGAGCAAUGCCAGAACUUCAAGAUUGGGGCGAAGAUGUUGGUAGGCAUGAACUAUCGGCCAUCGGUAUCAUUCCUGAGGUUGAGGCCAGUCCGCUUUGUGAGCUACCGAGUGAUCGUUCGUCGUCGAAAUAG
This is a messenger RNA of Zasmidium cellare ATCC 36951, 1608 nucleotides long. RefSeq lists its product as uncharacterized. The transcript is spliced from 5 exons. Bases 1 to 1608 code for a protein of 535 amino acids. The record is from RefSeq and is a predicted model, not a curated record. Lineage: Eukaryota; Fungi; Ascomycota; Dothideomycetes; Mycosphaerellales; Mycosphaerellaceae.